Molecule: messenger RNA, 2090 nt
Organism: Schistosoma haematobium
Lineage: Eukaryota; Metazoa; Platyhelminthes; Trematoda; Strigeidida; Schistosomatidae
Exons: 4
Coding region: 1134-2069 (311 amino acids)
Biological process (GO): U5 snRNA 3'-end processing; nuclear polyadenylation-dependent mRNA catabolic process; exonucleolytic trimming to generate mature 3'-end of 5.8S rRNA from tricistronic rRNA transcript (SSU-rRNA, 5.8S rRNA, LSU-rRNA)
Cellular component (GO): cytoplasmic exosome (RNase complex); nuclear exosome (RNase complex)
Source: RefSeq, a predicted model, not a curated record
CACAGUAGUACGACAAGAAUGAACUCCAAAUACGAAAAAAAUAGAACCCAAAGGUAUAAACAUUCCACUACUUUUGCAAAGCAGUGAUCAACUUGCUGUCAUCAUUCUUGGAUACUUGAUUUCAACCAAAACUUUUUGUUGCAGUUUUACUAGGCUAAUCUAAAGGUUUCAGAUUGCGCGCUUCCCGAUGUCGUGACUUGACCACCUGUCCAACCUACUGUGGAAGAGAACAAACCAGCUUCCAGCUCAGUCAGCUGCAAAGGAAGACCAGGCAUAUAUACUCAUUGGUCCAAGUUGCCACACCUCAUUAGCACAACACGAUAAACACCAAAUUCCAUCUGAUGGAAUUACGAAAAGACGCUGGAUGUGGACAGGGUAUUUAUUGAGGAAAUUAACAAACUGCAUCACGAGGCAAGCGUUAGUUUGGGAUCCUGAAGGGAAAAGGAAAAUCAGAAGACCAGAAAAGGCACUGCACUGAAAACCGGAAGCAGACAACAAAAGAAUGAAUAGCAACUGGAACUACUUGGAAAUGAUUGCUCAAGACAGGGUUGGGUGGAGAAUGCUGUUGGGCGACCUAUGUUCCUCGACAAGUGUAAACAGUUAUAAGGUUACUUGUGGCGGGGGUUAGAUAUCCUCCUGCCAACCAAAGGGCGAGUUGAAUGUGCAGUAGUUUUUACUGUCCUAAUUCAUGAGUGCGAAACACGGGCAUUGCGUAUGAAGGUUAUUCGCAGGUUACCUGUAUGCGUUCGUAGGUGCCUUCAAAACACUGCUCGUGUAAUUCGGGAUCACCUUGUUAGCAGUGCUUUCGUUUGAAGAGUGUGUUGGGUAAAGAUGACAAAUCGAUUGGUGAGUUGGUAAAUAUUCAUCGAUUGAGAUGGUUAGGACAUGUGAUACCCAUACCCACCUACCGCCCACGUCGACGGGCGAUAUGUAGUGUGGGAGUAGUCUGCAAGAUAGCUAGAGACUGCCAAACAAAAACGAUGCAUCUGUCCAUGAAGUCAUUGACAAUUGGACUAGACCAUGUUGACGUGGAUGGACUGCCUUGCUGGAGUCGGUGUGUUUAUCGUUACUAGUGGUUGGAGACUGAAUAAUGUAUCAAUUUAACAGGUAAACUCAGAAGUGAAUAUCGUGGAAUGGGGGAUCUUAACCUUCUAAAACCAUAUGCCGUUUUUGAACAACUAUUUGAGCAGAAGAUUAGAAUAGAAGACAGGGAUUGUCUCGAGUUUGCUGAUAUAAACGUCGCUGCUGGUGUCUUAACCUCCUGUCAUGGUUCAGCUCUUGUCAAGGUCGGAAAAACGCAGGUGAUUGCAGGUGUAAAGGUCAAGGUAAUUCCAGAAAGCGGAAACUCAGGCAACAUAACCUGCAAUGUCGAGUUUGCUGGUCUCUGUCAUAGAGGUUCACGUUUAAAUGCUCCACAACCUAAGUAUGCUCAGUGGCUGUCUUCUACAAUCCAAAGACUCCUGAAUAAUUUUGCAUUCCCAUCUAUUGAAAACCAGCUAAACAUAUUCUCAAUAAAUGACCCAGACACACUUACACCGGUAGCUUCCUACACUUUGAAGCUCGAUGUCUUCAUCCUUCAUGACGAUGGGUGCUUACUAGAUGCUUGUGUCCCCGCUGCACUUGUUAGUCUUUGUACAACAAAGUGGACAAAGUUAUACGCGGUUACGGAUGAACAAGCUGCGGGAUCCUAUUUAGAAUUAUAUAAACCAGGACCACGAAAUGAGACAAAAUCCCUAAAAAUGAAUGAAUGGCCUGUUUCACUGUCUUUCUGCUUCGUUCCUCGCCCGGUUGCUGAUAGAAAGUCAAAGACAGUCCCUAUUAUUGCCCAACCAACGAAACGAGAGUUAGAUAUUUGGGAUACUGAUGCUGGUCCAGUACACAUAACUGUUUCUCAGGGUGCUGUCGUCGAUCUUUCUGUGGUCAGUGCAUUUUUAACGGGUCUUUGGGACAGUUUAUUUGUAACGAGUGCAAAUGAAAGUGAUGUAGUCAACUCAUGGGGAGUUUUGUUUGAUUCUGCCGUUUCUCACGCUCAGAAAGUUCUACAGAUAAUCCAAAAAGCAGUAAACUAGUUUGUAUAGUUCACGACAAUU